UGAUCAUCAGAAGAUGGUUUGUUCCAUCUUUUGGUGGGAGAUGUUGGCAUUAUGAUUGGCAACAUGAACUGGAAGGGUUCGUUCCCAUCUACCACAUGUAAAACUAAAGUGGACACAAAUAAAACUCGUAGAAAGUCUCACACUGUAAUAGAAGAUGCAGUUACUCAUUUGUCUUAUGCAGACGCUGCAAAAAACACAAAGAAAUAUGGAGGUCAUAGAGACUCGGGCAAUAAAAAAAGAGUUAUUUUAGUUAGUACGGCAACUAACUUUAGUUUUAGGAGAGAAACAACUAGAGAUAUUUGGCCCAACGCGAAAGCUCAGCCUUUUCCGAAGACGGAGAAGCCUUGUGAUAGAAACAAAAAGUUUCGCUUGGUUCCAAACCCCAAUACGUUAGAUAGUCGUGCUCCUCAACUCAUAAGACGAGGAAAAGAGAGAACGAAAGAUAGAAAGAAGAAAGAAAGCAAACUAAAAAGAACUAUCUUGGAAGCCCGCUCCAGAGAAACUAAGUGUAUCACGCCAACAGCAGAAAUACACGAAGAAGCAAGUGGAGACUCUCAAGUCAAACCGACACAGUUGGAGUCCUCCACAAAGGACAACAAAGUGUGCGUCAACCUGAAACAACAAGGGCAGUCAAUGAAAAGGGUCAAGUAUAGAGAAUACUGUGAUAUGUACGUUACAAAAAGUGUCAAUACGAUGACAGAGACACUUUUGAGUGAAUUAAUGCGCUUUCAAGAGAGAGUACGAAAGACGAAACCUGCAAAGGCGAAAGCAAAAAGAAGAUUAGUUAUUGGUCUCAAAGAGACGACUCAAUGCUUGCAGGUGAACAAAAUCAAGUGUGUAAUAAUACCUCCAGAUAUUGAACCGUGUCCUUUGCAAGGUGGUCUUGACGAUCGAUUAGCACUCAUUCGAGAUCUCUGUACAGAUAAACAAGUACCCAUCAUCUACGCUUUAGGCGUACACAAAAUACCAAAAGCUUUAGGUCUACCUAGUAGACGACACAAAACUUCAGCUAAGCAAAAAAAGAACGGGAAAGAUGGCGACAAGAUCAUGAAAUUCCGUUGCAGAAUGUUGUGAAAUCUGAUGAAAUAGGAGUCAAGGAGGUUAAUAUAC
This is a messenger RNA of Galdieria sulphuraria, 1110 nucleotides long. RefSeq lists its product as uncharacterized. Lineage: Eukaryota; Rhodophyta; Bangiophyceae; Galdieriales; Galdieriaceae. Gene Ontology annotation, biological process: selenocysteine incorporation. Gene Ontology annotation, molecular function: selenocysteine insertion sequence binding; ribonucleoprotein complex binding; mRNA 3'-UTR binding. The coding region runs from base 52 to 1074 and encodes 340 amino acids. The transcript has 3 exons. The record is from RefSeq and is a predicted model, not a curated record. Gene Ontology annotation, cellular component: ribonucleoprotein complex.